CACGCGGGUCGGUUUGUUCGGUGUGUCGAUGAUGUCAUCAGCAGAUGACCAGCUGUGUCUAAACAUCAGCAGCAGUUUGCCCUCAUCUCCGUCUUCCAGGAGGAAACCUCUGAGCGCUCAGCAGAGAUGGGUCAGAAAGAAGCAGAGAGCAGAGAAAAGGAGGUGCAGCUCCUCAGAGGAGAAGAGGACGCUGCAGACUGACCGGGCAGAGCGGGAGCAGGAGGAGGGGCAGGUACAGACUGAAGCUCCUCCCCCUGCACAUUCACAGGCUCCGCCCCCUGAGCCAACAGAGGGCGGGGCACCACAGAAGAGGAAGAAGAAAAAGGAGAAGGAGGAGGCAGUGAAGGAGGCGGGGAGGAGCAGCAUCAAGACCUCCUCUCUGUUCAAACACAACCCAGAUAUACCUGAGAUCCACAGACCAGUUGUUGAUCAGGUGAAAGAGAAGAUUUUCACCAGUGACUCGUUUUCAGACCUGGACCUGCACCCACACCUGGUGGCGACACUCAACAAAGUCCUGAAUGUUUCCACACUGACCAGUGUUCAGAAACAGACCAUCCCUGCUCUCCUGUCAGGACGAGACGCCGUGGUUCGAUCUCAGACAGGAUCAGGGAAGACUCUGUCCUACGCCGUCCCUCUGGUCCAGAGUCUUCAGUCGGUCCAGCCGAAGGUCAGCAGGUCAGACGGUCCUUUGGCCGUCGUCCUCGUCCCCACCAGAGAGCUCGCCCUGCAGACCUUCCACACCUUCCAGAAGCUUCUGAAGCCGUUUACCUGGAUCGUCCCAGGUGUUCUGAUGGGAGGAGAGAAGAGGAAAUCAGAGAAGGCCAGGCUCCGUAAAGGAAUCAACAUCCUGGUGUCCACCCCUGGACGUCUGGUAGAUCAUAUCAAACACACCCUGAGCAUCGCCUUCAGCGCCGUUCGCUGGCUGAUCUUGGACGAGGCAGACAGGACGUUGGACCUGGGCUUUGAGAAGGACCUGACCGUCAUAUUAAACAGCCUGAACACGACAGGACCGAGCAGACAGAACGUCCUGCUGUCUGCCACCCUGAGCCACGGUGUGACUCGUCUGGCAGACGUUUGUCUCAACGCCCCCGUCAACAUCCACGUGUCUGGCCCCGCCUCCUCUGACCUCACUACCGCAACCACUGUGACCUCUGACCCCAGUCCAGCUAGCCAAUCAGAGAGCUUUGCUGUACCUGAGGCCUUGAAGCAGUUUGUGGUGGUGGUCCCCAGUAAGAUCAGACUGGUCUGUCUGGCUGCUUUCAUACUGGACAAAUCUCAGUUUUCUCAGAACAACAAACUCAUCGUCUUCGUCUCGAGCUGUGAAGCCGUGGAGUUCCUCCACUCUCUCUUCACCUCCGUCCUCUGUGGGCCCUCAGCCAAUCGCAGGCCUCCGCUCAGCUUCCUGCGUCUCCAUGGCAACAUGAAGCAGGAGGAGCGCUCAGAGGUGUUCCAGCAGUUCUCGGUGUCUGCGUCCGGAGUCCUGCUCUGCACGGACGUAGCAGCCAGAGGCCUGGACCUUCCUCAGGUCACCUGGAUUCUUCAGUACACGCCUCCGACAGCGGCGACAGAGUACGUUCACCGCGUCGGGCGGACGGCUCGUAUCGGAGGAAGAGGAAGCAGCCUCCUCUUCCUCACUCCUGCUGAGACCGCCUUCAUCACUGAGCUGGCCAAUCACAACAUCAGCCUAUCAGAGAUGAAGCUGCUGGACAUCCUGUCCAGUCUGAUGAUGGAUGACACCUACAAGGGGCGGGGCAAAUACCACAGCAAGAGUUCUAGCAGAGCUCUGGAGCAGGAGAUCCGGGAGCGAGCGACGGUUCUUCAGACGGAGUUUGAGAACUUCGUUCACUCAGACGCUUCGUCAGUGCAGAGCGCCAAGAAAGCGCUGCAGUCCUUCCUGCGGGCGUACACCACCUACCCCGCUCACCUCAAGCACAUCUUCCACAUCCGUUCGCUCCACCUGGGACACACCGCCAAGAGCUUCGGCCUCAGAGACGCUCCGCAGGGUCUAAGCUCCGCCGCCAGCGCCACGGGCCCCGGGGCCAAACGAAACAACAGGAACCAGAACAGGAACCAGGCCAGGAGUCCUGUCAAGACCCAGAACAACAAGCUGAACAGCGCUGGAGAGAGGAGGUUCAGUCCCGGUCAGAGGGAGGUCAGUCUGUUCCGCUCCGAGUUCUCCAGCGGGUUGGCGGGAGGUGGCACCAAGAAGAAGAAGAAGAAGAAGAUGACGUUUGGUCAGUCAGGAGAGGAAGAGCAGGAGUAAUGAGGAAGAGGGGGAGCAGCUGACUGACGCCUCCUCACUGUCACAGAGACACAGGCUGUGUCACCUGAGCGUUCAGUGUUCACAGGUGUCCAGACAUUAAACUGUGAGCAGUUUGACACUGUGAAAGUAUCAAAGCCUCAGUCCACAGAGAAAUGCACACAGCCUGUAUUCAGAAACUGAGCCUUAAAACCAG
This is a messenger RNA of Seriola dumerili (greater amberjack), 2456 nucleotides long. RefSeq names its product DEAD-box helicase 31 (gene ddx31). The coding region runs from base 29 to 2263 and encodes 744 amino acids. The record is from RefSeq and is a predicted model, not a curated record. The transcript is spliced from 21 exons. Lineage: Eukaryota; Metazoa; Chordata; Actinopteri; Carangiformes; Carangidae. Gene Ontology annotation, biological process: ribosome biogenesis. Gene Ontology annotation, molecular function: RNA helicase activity; ATP binding; nucleic acid binding. Gene Ontology annotation, cellular component: nucleus.